This is a messenger RNA of Hippocampus zosterae (dwarf seahorse), 5459 nucleotides long. RefSeq names its product protein kinase D2 (gene prkd2). Gene Ontology annotation, biological process: protein phosphorylation. Gene Ontology annotation, molecular function: protein serine/threonine kinase activity; ATP binding. The record is from RefSeq and is a predicted model, not a curated record. Lineage: Eukaryota; Metazoa; Chordata; Actinopteri; Syngnathiformes; Syngnathidae. The transcript has 18 exons. Bases 799 to 3576 code for a protein of 925 amino acids.
UUCUGUUUGGGCAUUGGUGUGUCUUGAGAAAGUGCUGGCUGAAGUGUGUCAAGAGGAGGGAAAGGGUGGAAACAAGAAAAGGAAAUGCAUUUUAAUGGAGGAGAAGGAGGAGGUGGGGUGUGUUUUUCCAGUGUGGAGUCCCCCCACCCCCGAAGUCUGUGCAAGAGAAUCGUUCUGCGCAAGGCUGCAAGGAAGGGGGGAGAGGGGGAGGAGCAAAUAGUGAAGGUAGCCCCGCCCUUAAAGAAAGUCUAUUGGCUGACGAGCGUGUCAAUCAUUUCACUUCCUGUUGGGAGGCGAGUAUGGUCCCGUCACUCAGCUCUUUUUCUUUUCUUUUAAAAAAUGGUUGAAACUGAAUGGUGAAAUGAGCGCAAUCUGUCCUACGUUUUUAUUCUCAUCGUUUCCUGUGCGAGGGGAGGCCAUUUUGUAACCCCGAAUCAACUUUUGUACUUGUUUCUUACUUUCUGUUUCUCUUGGUUUGCCUUCAAGUUUGUUGUACUUUCUCAUCAACAGCACAAGGAGGAAAAACUACCAGCAAAGGAAAGGGUAGAAAGAGGAGGAGUAAGAGGAGGCUAAUUUCCCUCCUUCAGUGAGGGUGUUUGUUUCUCACGCUCAUGUGAAGGAGGGAAGACACCGUCAAGGAAGGGCAGAAAGCACUUCCUGCAGAGAGGGAUCCAUUCCUUUAUUCCACAGGGAAGCGAGGACUAUGCUCAAUACUCCUGUGUGGUUGAGCCUGUGAACGAGCGUUUGUUUUCUAGAAAGUGUUGAGAGGUUGGAAGCACAGCUUAGGAGGUUGCGAGGAUGGCCAACGCCAGCCCCUGCAUGCCUUCGGGACCCGUGGCCCAGGUCUUCUUUUCUCCGGGGACAUCCUCACUGCAUGGUUCGCCCGCGGUGACCCCCCUCCCCGUGGCCUCCGUGUCCCCCCAGGGUGGAUUCAACGUGAUGGACUUCACCCACGGGCUUGGUGCGUCGGGGGGUGCAACGAUGCCCCCGGGGUCCCCGGCUUCAGGGGUGUCUUUCAGCAUCCAGAUUGGCCUGACGCGGGAAUCGGUGCUGAUGGCACAGAGUGCAGACCUGGCCCACGUGAAACAACUUGCCUGCUCCAUAGUUGACACCAAGUUCCCUGAGUGUGGCUUCUAUGGUAUCUAUGAUAAGAUUUUGCUGUUUAAGCACGACACAACAACCAGUAACAUCCUGCAGCUGGUGAAAACUGCAGGUGAUAUUCAGGAGGGAGAUCUGGUGGAGGUGGUGCUUUCUGCGGCAGCCACAUCAGAAGAUUUCCAGAUUCGGCCCCACGCUCUCAACGUACACUCCUAUCGGGCCCCUGCCUUUUGCGAUCAUUGUGGAGAGAUGUUGUUUGGACUAGUCAGACAAGGGCUUAAGUGUGAUGGGUGUGGACUGAACUACCAUAAGCGGUGCGCAUUCAACAUUCCAAAUAACUGUCGAGCUCGGAAGAGACGCCUGUCCACCACCUCUGUGAACAGCAGCCAGUCUCUGCGCCUCUCGACCAGCGAGUCCGCUUACAGCGUCGGGACCACGUCUACCACCACCGAAGACUCUGGUCUGGUCCGUUCACACACGCAAAUGCCUCGGACCCCGAGUGAGGCCCGGCGCUUUUACACGGGCCGACCCGUGCAAUUGGACAAGAUCCUGAUGAGCAAGGUGAAAGUGCCACACACCUUCGCCGUCCACUCGUACACGCGUCCGACAGUGUGCCAGUACUGCAAGCGGCUCCUUCGGGGGAUCUUUAGGCAGGGCCUGCAGUGCAAAGACUGCAAGUUCAACUGCCAUAAACGGUGUGCAUACAAAGUUCCUAAUGACUGUCUUGGUGAAACCAUCGGAGACAUGUUGAGUCCCACUGCUGACCCUGAAGUACCCAUGGACUACACCAGCGACUACGACGCCUCAGACAAAUCAUCUAUGGAUGACUCGGACGAGUCUUGCAGCAUCCCAGGCUCCUUUUCUCCCGUGAGCAACCAGGGUGGAGUCAGUGCAGACCAGAGUGUUUACAUUCCACUCAUGAGGGUGGUCCAGUCAGUGAGGCAAACAACUCGUCGAUCCAGCACAGCUAUCAAGGAGGGCUGGAUGGUUCACUACAGCAAUAAGGACACACUGAGAAAGAGACACUACUGGCGUCUGGACUGUAAGUGCAUCAUCCUUUUCCAGAACAACACCUCAAACAAAUACUACAAGGAGAUCCCUCUAUCUGAAAUCCUGGAGGUGCGACCUGCCGGCAACUUCACCUUGGUGCCCUCCGGUACAAACGCGCAUUGCUUCGAGAUCAUCACUGGCGCCAUGUGCUACUUUGUGGGGGAGGACUCCAACACCCCUGCCCCCCUGUCCCCUCAGCAUGCCCUCCCCCAGCCACCUCCAUCCCCUAGCCAAGUGGCACCCAACAGUGGCAUUGGGCGUGAGAUGGCCAAGGCGUGGGAGAGCGCCAUCCGUCAGGCCCUCAUGCCGGUCAUCUUCCAGGAUGCCCCUCCAGCGGAGGGAAACACCACUCACAGACAAGCCUCCGUUAGCAUUUCUGUAUCCAACAGUCAAAUUCAAGAGAAUGUGGACAUUGGAACAGUGUACCAGAUAUUUGCAGAUGAAGUUCUGGGUUCUGGACAAUUUGGAGUUGUGUAUGGAGGUAAACACCGGAAGACUGGGAGGGACGUGGCCGUCAAAGUUAUUGAUAAGCUCCGCUUCCCAACUAAGCAGGAGAGUCAGUUGAGGAACGAGGUUGCCAUUCUACAGAGUUUGCGCCACUUGGGCAUCGUAAAUCUGGAGUGUAUGUUCGAGACCCCGGAAAAGGUGUUUGUUGUCAUGGAGAAGCUCCAUGGCGACAUGCUCGAGAUGAUCCUUUCCAGCGAGAAAGGGCGACUGCCUGAGAGGCUCACCAAAUUUCUCAUCACUCAGAUUCUUGCAGCCUUGCGACACCUGCACUUUAAGAACAUCGUUCACUGUGAUCUCAAACCUGAGAAUGUGCUGCUUGCCUCUGCUGAUCCUUUUCCCCAGGUAAAACUGUGUGAUUUUGGCUUUGCCCGAAUCAUAGGGGAGAAGUCGUUCCGUCGCUCGGUGGUCGGCACGCCGGCCUACCUCGCCCCGGAGGUCCUUUUGAACCAGGGCUACAACCGCUCACUGGACAUGUGGUCUGUUGGCGUCAUCAUGUACGUCAGCCUUAGCGGGACGUUCCCUUUUAAUGAGGAUGAAGAUAUCAAUGACCAGAUACACAACGCUGCCUUCAUGUAUCCUUCCAACCCAUGGAAACAGAUCUCCUGCGAUGCCAUUGAUUUGAUCAACAACCUGCUGCAAGUCAAGAUGAGGAAGCGCUACAGCGUCGACAAGAGUCUCAGCCAUGCUUACUUACAGGACUAUCAGACAUGGCUGGACCUGCGAGAGCUGGAGACCAAGCUGGGUGAGCGUUACAUCACCCACGAGAGCGACGACAGCCGCUGGCAAUCGUUCGCUCACCAGUACACUCUGACGUACCCCGCUCACCUCGUGGCCCCACCUCCCGCGCCCGCCUCGGACGACGAAGAGGGCAAAGAAGACACAGAAGUGCAAGUCCUCACUGAGCGGGUCAGCAUUCUCUGAAGGUCCAUAAGGUGUGUUAGGACCAAGUUGUUCUCCUAAUAGUGUUUACACAGUCAUCACAGUUAUCAGCCGUAUGACAGCACUUCAUUUGUCAAGUCCAAUUUUCUCCAAGCAGCCUCAUUCAAAUCAUCAUUUUGAAGUGUUACUUUUUUUUUUCUUUUGUUCAUAAAGUUAUCCGAAUAAAUCAAUGAAAAGUAGUAAUAUUUUGGUAUGGGAUCAAUAUCACGAUGAAGUGCCUUUGGUGACCUCAUCAGAAUGACUCCAUUGUCAUGAAAAUGUAGCGGGAAAAUGAAACUCUGAGAUUUCAUAAAAUAACAAAACAUCUGCACACUAACCAGUACAAUGAUACAUCUCUUAAAAUGUGUUUCCUUCAUUUAAUUUUUUUUUCCUUCAAAUUGGACGCAUGUGAUUUUUGUAAUUUCCCACACACUGUUCUGCUCGCUGCACCAUUUGUAGUCAGUCGGCAUUUGUGUUUCCGCAAUGGAGCCUGAAACAGUGGCUACUGUACAGUAAAUAUUUCCACGUAUGUUUCAGAAUUUUCGUAUUACGAUUGUCGUUGAAUGUUGUAAAGCUUAACAUGUCCACUCUGUCGUAGUGAAAUAUUAACUGAUAGUGAGACCAUUCAGAAAUUUCAUGACUACAUUACAAAUAAUUGUGACCUGAAUCCUGUUGCUAAGUUUGAGUCACACAUGAAUGAAGUCCAGUUCAGGUUUUUGGGUGGGGUUAAAUCCGAUCUUAUUUUGUAAGUCAUUCACCACAUUACAAAAACAAAUGCAACUUGUAAUAUGAACGGAGUGUGUUUACAGAAGCAAAUAUGGCGCCACAUUUCUGGUAGUUUAAGGAUUUCGUGGUUAGACUGACCAGUCUGCCCAUAUAUUUAUCAGUUUCUGAUGUUUGAUGACGUAUCGGUCGAAUCCGCUCGAAAUCAGCAUUCAGACUGGAGUUGCAUCGGUUACUGAACCGACUAACUUGCAAGUGCGAAAGAAUUUUCGGAAUUGUACCGUUCACAGACACGAAAUAAAAUCUGAUACACAUCUCACACUUUAUGGGCAGAACAAAUCAGAGUUGACCCGGAGGAUGAACAAAGCCAAAGUGAAGGUCCACCAUGUGCUCAUUUCAUGCUAACAUUAGCAAAAGGGCUCACAUCUUCUGUAGUUUGCAUGUACAUCGUCUGCUUGCAGAAAAGCUUGACCGGGGGUGCGUUUCUUACAGCAUGUCAUCGACUGAAAAUGAAGAUUCAAUAGAAAAUCUCGUUUUGUUUGGUGAAACGCAAAAGCCUCAAAGGCACCUUAUGGUGAUAUUGACUUAUAGAGAAGAAAAAAAAGAAUAUCUUCCCAUCAGUUGGCUCCAUAUAAAGAAACAUUUGGAUUGGUCGUGUAUUAUAAUGACGUUAAACACGGUGCUACUUAAUGGUGAAAAAUAGCAAUUGCAUGACUUGAUGAGGCGCUUUGAAGUGACUCAAGAUUUGCGUGUGUUGUGGUCAUUUCCUGUGCAACUGGAAGUAUUGAUUGGGUGACAACACGUCUUCCUGUAAUUAAUACAAACCACAAUCAUAACACUCUUUGGAAACUUCAAACGUUUCUGCCAGGAAGCAGGCGGGCAGUGAUUUUUUUUUUCCAUUUUCCCUCACCAUUUAAAUGGCAUUCUUUGUAUACGUGCUUUGAAUGUAACUUGAUUAUCUAUUAUCUGCCAUGCCGAUGGGUUGCAUGUUUGCAUAGCAUCCAAUGAUGUCGAUUCAGUGUAAAAUGUAGUGUUGCUUUUAUUUUGACAGUCCUCUGCAUGUGUACCGUGAGGUUGGUGUAGUGUCCAGUUUCUCGACAAAAAGUGGAUGAUGGUGAUGAUGAUGCUAGACUUUGUAGCACAAUACAAACCUAGAGAAUGAC